CCUAAUUCAUCUUUUUCCAUCGUCAAAGACCAUUUCUUUUUUUCUAUUGGGGAGUUCUAUCAACAACGAGGAAUCUAAUAAAACCUGUGGAUGAUAUUCCGAAUUAGAAAACUCUACAAAAUUGAUAGAUAAGAGUUAAUCGACCGUGGUGGUCAACCGACCAUGGCGGAAGUCGAGACGCGCCACCUAGGCGAGCGGUCGCCAAACCAAGUUCCUAUCCCUCGAUCUCCACGUCGCGACAAUGAUCGCGGUCGACCUCGAGAUGGCGGCGAUAAAUAUCGACCUGCACGCGAUCGCGGCCGUCGUUCUCCCCCUCCACGCCAACGCUCGCCACCUCGUCAGCGCACGCCCCCCAAAAUGCCAACCGAGGAAGAGAAGCAGGCAGCCGCGAAAGCCGAGUACGAGAAGCUAUUAAAUAUGCGAUCGGGAGGCACGUACAUUCCGCCGGCGCGUCUGCGCGCGCUACAGGCUCAGAUCACGGAUAAGACGAGCAAAGAAUACCAGCGCAUGGCUUGGGAGGCGUUGAAGAAAAGUAUCAAUGGUCUGAUCAACAAGGUCAAUGUCUCGAAUAUCAAACACAUCGUCCCGGAACUGUUCCAGGAGAACUUGGUUAGGGGAAGGGGUCUGUUCUGCAGGAGUAUUAUGAAAGCGCAGGCUGCCAGUUUGCCGUUCACGCCCGUGCUAGCGGCGAUGGCGGCGAUUGUCAAUACGAAACUGCCCCAGGUCGGCGAGCUGCUGGUUAAGAGAUUGGUCAUGCAGUUCAGGAAGGCGUUUAAGCGGAAUGACAAGGCGGUUUGCUUGUCUUCGACUAUGUUUAUUGCGCAUUUGGUCAACCAGCAGGUCGUUCAUGAGAUGCUGGCUGCUCAGAUGUUGAUCCUUCUACUGCAAAAACCGACGGAUGAUAGCGUGGAAAUUGCAGUCGGUUUAACGAAGGAAGUGGGUCAGCAUCUGGAGGAGAUGAGCCCUGCUAUCGCAAACAUUGUCUUCGACCAAUUCAGGAAUAUCCUACACGAGGCCGAUAUUGAUAAGCGCGUGCAAUUUAUGAUCGAGGUCCUAUUCCAGGUGCGAAAGGACAAGUUCAAGGAUAAUCCGGCUAUCAAAGAGGAAUUGGACUUGAUUGAGGAAGAAGAUCAAAUCACACACCGAGUCGAACUCAGCGCCGAGCUUGACGUACAGGACGGACUUAAUAUCUUCAAAUUUGAUCCGGAAUGGGAGGAUAAUGAAGCGGCUUAUAAGAGAUUACGAGCUGAGAUUCUGGGAGAGGGAAGCGAUGACGAAGAAGGCGACGAUGAUGAAGAUGAGAGUUCUGAAGAAGAGGAUGAGGAACAGAAGGCGAUGGAAAUUAAGGACCAGUCUAAUACCGAUUUGGUGAAUCUCCGCAAGACGAUUUAUCUCACGAUUAUGAGCAGCAUGGACCCCGAGGAAUGUGUUCACAAGCUUAUGAAGGUCAAUCUACCAGCUGGCCAAGAACCCGAGUUACCGUCUAUGGUGGUGGAAUGCUGCAGUCAAGAGAAGACUUAUUCUAAAUUCUUCGGCUUGAUUGGAGAGAGAUUCGCGAAGAUCAAUCGUCUAUGGUGCGAUCUUUUUACUCAGAGCUUCGAGAAAUACUACGAAACAAUUCAUCGAUACGAGACGAAUCGAUUGCGAAAUAUUGCGAGGUUUUUUGGACACUUAUUCGGUUCGGACGCCAUCGGCUGGCACGCCUUGUCCGUUAUUCACCUAAACGAAGAGGAGACAACAUCGGCGAGUCGAAUCUUCAUCAAGAUUCUAUUCCAGGAAAUUUCUGAAGAGCUUGGCAUGAAGAAAUUGCAAGCGCGGACGCGAGAUGAAGCUCUACAGGAUAGCUUUACUGGUCUCUUUCCCCGCGACAAUGCACGUAAUGUACGAUUCUCGAUCAAUUACUUUACGAGUAUUGGUAUGGGUGCUCUAACGGAGGAGAUGAGAGAAUACCUUGCAAAUAUGCCAAAGCCAGCUCUUCCUGCACCUCCCGCCGAUGAAGAUUCCGAUUCCGAUUCAGUUUCUAGUUAUUCCUCAUACACUGGUUCAUCCUAUUCAUCUCGAUCUGGAUCUAGGUCACGAACACCACCACGAAGAGCUCUUGAUAGAGGCCGUUCGCUAUCACGAACGCCACCACGACGAGGCAGAUCACCAUCGUAUAGCCGAAGUCGUUCACGGUCUCGUUCGUACUCAUCUUCCCGAAGCCCGUCCCCAGGACGAACCAAUAAGAGAUUUUCGGAUUCUCGUAGCCCACCGCCACGUGGCCGUCGGGAUUCUAGCUAUUCUCGCUACAGAUCAGUAACCCCACCGAAACAAGGUCGUGGCAGACCUCGUUCGUUCAGUAGAGACCGUGGUUCCACACGAUCUCGUUCAUACACACCAUCAAGAAGCCGCAGCCCCCCACCACGAAAAGCUGCAGUGAAACAUUCAUUGAGCCGUAGCCCGCCGCCACGCAAAGCACCGGCAAGACGGAAUUCAUAUUCCGUUAGUCCUCCCCGCCGACCGCGUCGGGGUUCAAGUUACUCCCGAUCCCGAUCUCCGCCCCCAAAACGAGGUCGCCCCUCAGGAAGGUCACCAUCACCUAUAAGAAGACGAAGAAACACAAGUUCCGUUAGUAGCGCACCCCGAAAGAGGCCUAGAUAUGAGGAUAGUCGAUCGCCUACUCCUGUCGAUGUGAAGAGAAGACGAUAUAGUUACAGUCCAAGCAGAUCAAGGUCGCGAUCACCACCGCCUCGCGCUAGACGAGAUAGUAGGGAUAGAGGUUAGAAGCCUAGAAAGUCAAGGCAGAAAGUCAAACGAAGGACUCGUUUUGGGAGCUGCAACUCGUUGGAGACGCAAGAGCUACCUACGGAAAGGGGGAUCAAAUGCAGUUCAUCCAGUCCGUAUCCGCUUUAUUCGCCAAUUUUAAGAGCGUCCCUUGGGAUCAAGGAGGAGGUGAGGUAAAGGUAGAGGUGUAAUGAGAAUAGGAUAAGGGGUUAAAAUGGCCAAUAACUCCAACCCAUGUUUUUAGUAUUAUGCCUAUGGUUUCCUACGGCUUGCAUCUGUUUUGGUGUUUUAGCAAUGCAUUAAUUUGCCAGGCUUAGUUGUACAAUAUACCAACCAGACUGAAAUUGGCACAGCGGCGAGCAAGCAAGCAGAAGAUAGAUUAUACCAUCAAAAAUCAAAAUAUGGCAUUUUGAACGCAUUUCAAUCGAGUAAUGUUUAGGUGCUAUCGCUUCGGUUACAUUCGCAUAUCAUGGGAUAAUUGUAACAUAGCGGCUCAUUAGAAUUCGUAUAAUAUCUACCAAUAGUAUAAAAUGAAG
This is a messenger RNA of Hypoxylon trugodes, 3299 nucleotides long. RefSeq names its product MIF4G-domain-containing protein. Bases 163 to 2763 code for a protein of 866 amino acids. Gene Ontology annotation, biological process: mRNA splicing, via spliceosome. Gene Ontology annotation, cellular component: catalytic step 2 spliceosome. Gene Ontology annotation, molecular function: RNA binding; protein binding. The transcript has a single exon. NCBI's taxonomy places the organism in Eukaryota, Fungi, Ascomycota, Sordariomycetes, Xylariales, Hypoxylaceae. The record is from RefSeq and is a predicted model, not a curated record.